Molecule: messenger RNA, 3011 nt
Organism: Larimichthys crocea (large yellow croaker)
Lineage: Eukaryota; Metazoa; Chordata; Actinopteri; Sciaenidae
Gene: lrsam1
Product: leucine rich repeat and sterile alpha motif containing 1
Exons: 25
Coding region: 361-2571 (736 amino acids)
Cellular component (GO): cytoplasm
Molecular function (GO): protein binding
Source: RefSeq, a predicted model, not a curated record
CUAAAGACUAGUAGAAGAAGACAACCUGCGGCAGUUAUUGUUAUGGUUUUAUUAAGCAGCCUUCGCAGAGGAAGAUGAAUCAGCUGGACCGGGUCCAUGUUGUGUUGUUUAUUUGAUCUAUGGACGGUUAGAGCAACACUAAACGUUGGAUUCCCGCUCUGCCUUUAACGACCAAUCACGGACUGACGUUAAAUGUUAGAAACAUCGGAAGUCCCCCUUUAAUAUCUCCAGCUGCCCGCAGAGUGAGGAGGAGUGAUACAUGACACGGAGUGAGGAGGAGUGACACACUCAAAGCCUUGUGCAGCCCGUGUCAUUAUAGUGGAGGGGCAGAGAGGAAAAGACAGACAGACAGACAGACCCAUGAUGCCUCUGUUCUUCAGAAAGAGGAAACCCAGCGAGGACUCCAAGAAGAGGCUGGAGUAUCAGCUGUUCCUGUCGAAGGAAGCAGGUGCUGAUGACAUCCUGGACAUCUCAUCAUGUGAGCUCUCAGAGGUUCCCUCGUCUGCUUUUUCCAUUUGUAAGGUGUUACAGAAGAAGGUUCUCAUCCUCCACAACAAUGAGCUGAGGUCACUGCUGCCCAGAGGAUGUGACAUCAAAACUCUUUCCACUUUAAAGGUUUUGGAUCUGCACGAGAACAAGCUCACCUGUCUCCCCGAGGACAUUGGGACGCUGACAUCCCUGCAGAUUCUGAAUGUGGAGAAGAACCGUUUAAAGGCUCUGCCGGACUCCAUCGGAGAGCUGCGGCUCCUGCAGACGUUAAAUUUGAAGGGUAACUCUCUCAGUGAGCUGCCAUCUGUAGUUGGUUCUUUGAGGAGCCUGCGCACUCUGGAUGUGAGCGACAACAACAUCGUCCAGCUGCCCAAAACUCUGGCCUACAUCCGCACCCUGGAGAGUUUUACACUUGAUGCUGCCAUGAUGACCUACCCACCCGUGUCUGUGUGUGCAGAGGGCACAGAGAGCAUCCAACGCUUCUUAUGUUCCGAGGUGGGAGAGGAGUACUGCCCCCCAUCCCAGUAUCUGCUGCCGGUGCUUGAGAGUGACUGCGAAAAACAGAACACCGACUGUUUGGACGGCUUGGAGGAGGCCUGGCAGAACAAAUUCAGUGAUUAUGAGAGGAGGAAGGAGCAGAAGCAGCAGCAGAAGCUGGCCUUCGAGCGGCACCUGGAGGAGAGGCAAAAGGAGCACACGGAGCUCAUACUCAUGAACAACUCCCGUAAGGAAAACAUGCUCAACUCUGUGCGGCAGGAGCAGGAGCGUGUGGAGCAGGGCGUCAGCCAGCAGCAGAAAGCACAGGAGGCCGAGAGGCUGCUGGUGCUGGAGAAGGUCCGACAAGCUGAAGAUGGCAUCAGUAGUCGCAUCAGCAACAUGCUGAUGGACAAAAACAGGCAGAAAAAAAGUGCAGAGUUUCUUCAAUCCUUGGAGGAAGAUCGGAUUCGUAUGGAGCAUCUGGCUGCCAUCACACAGGAAGAAGCUAAUUCACUGAGGAAGAAGGAGGUGGCAGCGGCCAUGCAGAAGAUGCUGUCAGAGAGCUGUGCCAUGAACCUCCUGCAGGAGGCCAAUGAUUUUCGCAGACGGUGCAUAGUGUCUGAGGCCCACAGAAGCAUGGAGAAUUUGGACAGGAAGUUUGAUACGAUGCUGUCCCUCCAAGUUUUGGACAAAUCUAAAGCCAUCGCCCAGAUCUUAGAGGAGGAGGAGAUGCAGAAGGCAGCCUUCCAGGCUCUGCAGCUGCAGAAGGAUGCUGUGCACGGCUACAUCCGCAACCAGAUCAAGCUCAUAGAGGGCGAAUUAAUGCAGCUGACUAAAUUGGAGAUUAAAAGACGCAAUCUGGAUGCUGAGAACCUUCAGGAGGUUCUGGUGGAUCAGCGGACAGCUCUCAGUGAUUUGUUGCAGCAGCUGCUGAAGCAGAGAGACCAGAGGGAGCAGGAGCUGCGGCAGGUUCUGGUGGAGAUGGAGAAGAAGUCUGAGUCCAACCAGCAGAACUACUGGAUGAUCCAGUACCAGAGACUGUUGGACACCAAGCCCCUGUCAUUGCGAAUGCAGGAGGCAGGUGUGGAGAAAGAGUUAGUCAACCUGUUGUGCAGACUGUCAGCUCAGCACUACCUGCCCAUCCUGGCACAUCAUAGAGUCACCACUGAGGCCCUUCGCCACAUGAGCGCCUCUGACCUCAAGAAGCUUGGCAUUAAUGAAAUAGGAAUCCAGAAAGCUCUGCUGAAAUGGGCUCAGGACAGCCACCCUCAAGGAGCUUGUAAGGCUGUCGAGCAGGAGGAGGAGGAGGCAGAAGUUGUCCCCACAGCUCCAUCACCUGCCUCCCCUCCGAUGCUUCCCAAUACCUCAGCCUUCCAGAUGCCCAGCCCACCGCUGACCCCAGGGACCCCCGUCACCCCCUCAGCCCCCAGCCCUGUGGAGGGACCAGGGAGCUCAGAAUGUGUGGUCUGCAUGGAGACCGGGUCUCAGGUCAUCUUCCUGCCCUGUGGUCACGUCUGCUGCUGUCAGGUCUGCAGCGAGGCCCUGCAGAACUGCCCUCUCUGUCGUAGCAACAUAUCUCAGCGCAUCCGCCUCUACCACAGCUAGAUGCUGCAGCUGCAGCCCCGUGCCAGUCUGUCGCAGAGUGCAGCCCCCCUUUAUUUAUGCAUGAUCUUCAAGCUGCUGUGAGCUAACACUCAUUGUAUAUAGAAAAGCUUUGGGCAAGUUUUCAAAGAGCUGAGCCACUUUCCUGUAUUAACCAAACAGUACUCUGUCGUAUAUGUAGAAAAAAAGAUUAGAGAUAUUUUUAAUGGUGUUGUGUUUUAGGUUGUUGUAUUUUAGUCUACUUUGAAAUUCUAUAUUUGUUUUUAUACUUAAGAGCCACGUGGACUCACCACUCAGACUGUUCUUUGCCUUAUAUUCUACCUUCUCGAUUGACCUGUGCCUUUUUCUGGAAAUCUUUCUUUUAUAAAAAAAAACAACCCUUGUGUGUUGUCGACCAAAGUAACAUCUGUCCAACAUCUGUAUACAUAAACUACAAAAAUCUA